Aphidius gifuensis is the source of this 8515-nucleotide messenger RNA. RefSeq names its product kinesin-like protein KIF13B (gene Khc-73). Gene Ontology annotation, molecular function: microtubule binding; ATP hydrolysis activity; microtubule motor activity. The coding region runs from base 637 to 6423 and encodes 1928 amino acids. Gene Ontology annotation, cellular component: microtubule; kinesin complex. The transcript has 13 exons. NCBI's taxonomy places the organism in Eukaryota, Metazoa, Arthropoda, Insecta, Hymenoptera, Braconidae. Gene Ontology annotation, biological process: cytoskeleton-dependent intracellular transport; microtubule-based movement. The record is from RefSeq and is a predicted model, not a curated record.
UACGUCACAACACAAUGAGCUGUUAUCCCUACUACAUAUUAAAAAAUAAAAAAAUAAAUAAUAUAAAUAAUAAUAAUAACAAAUAAAGUUGAAGGCUUGAAGCCCCUCAACCUGUGCACAAAGUAACUCCUCAUCGGAGUGCUCCGUUUUAUAAAAUCUCUAUAGUCUUUGGGUGUGUGUUGUGUUAACUUGAAAAUUGAAAUAAAAUUUAUAAAAAAUUAUAAUAAAAUAUAGUGACACACAAGACACAACAUAAUGUGAACUACAAUCAUAUACAUGUACACCACAAAAAAGCAAUAUGGCGAUCUAUGUCACGAGCACGAUUUUACUGUAGCUGUCUUAUGAAUAAUAACAAAUAAUAAUAUCAAAAUAAUACAGUACAAAUGUAUUAUUUAAAACAUCAAUAGUGUUUAACAAUAAUAAUUAAUUUAGUGACAAUGAUUAUACUGUGAUUUUUGGAGUAUCAGUGUUAUAAUUUUUUUUAAUUAUUUCAUUUUUUUUAUUUUUUUAUUUUUUUUGUGUUUAUUUAUUGUGAAUGGUUUUUUUUUUUCUAUUAUUUAAAUAAUUAAUUCAAGUGUAUAGCCGGUUUUAUUUUUUUUUUUUGAUUUUAUUUUGUUGUUUGAUCAGUGAUAAAUCAUGGCCACGGAUAAAAUUAAAGUUGCUGUUCGUGUUAGACCAUUCAAUCGUCGUGAACUGGAACUUGGUACACAAUGUGUCGUCGAAAUGACUGGUCAACAGACCAUUCUUCAACAUCCCACGACAAUCGAAAAAAACAAACCAAAAACAUUUGCCUUCGAUCAUUGUUUUUAUUCACUGGUACCAGGAGGAGAAAAUUUUGCAAGUCAAGAAGUCGUAUUCGAUGCACUUGGACGUGAUAUUUUGGACAAUGCAUUUCAAGGAUACAAUGCUUGCAUAUUUGCAUAUGGACAGACUGGAUCUGGUAAAUCAUAUACAAUGAUGGGAAGUGGUGAGCACAAAGGAAUAAUACCACGUUUAUGUGAUAAUUUAUUUGAUUUAAUAGCCAAACAACAAAGUUCUGAAUUAUCAUAUAAAGUUGAAGUAUCAUAUAUGGAAAUAUAUAAUGAAAAAGUACAUGAUUUAUUAGAUCCAAAGCCAAAUAAACAAUCAUUAAAAGUACGUGAACACAAUGUAUUGGGUCCAUAUGUUGAUGGUUUAAGUCAAUUAGCUGUUACAGAUUAUCUUGAUAUUGAUAAUUUAAUGACUGAAGGUAAUAAAUCACGUACAGUUGCAGCAACAAAUAUGAAUUCCGAAAGUUCAAGAUCACAUGCUGUAUUUUCAGUAAUAUUAACACAAACAUUAACUGAUACAAAAAGUGGUGUUAGUGGUGAAAAAGUAUCACGUAUGAGUUUAGUUGAUCUUGCUGGUAGUGAAAGAGCUGUUAAAACAGGUGCUGUUGGUGAUCGUCUUAAAGAAGGUAGUAAUAUUAAUAAAUCAUUAACAACACUUGGUCUAGUCAUAUCAAAAUUAGCUGAUCAAUCAUCUGGUGGUAAUAAAAUACGUGAUAAAUUUGUACCAUAUCGUGAUUCUGUAUUAACAUGGUUAUUAAAAGAUAAUCUUGGUGGUAAUAGUAAAACUGUUAUGGUUGCAACAUUAUCACCAGCUGCUGAUAAUUAUGAAGAAACAUUAUCAACAUUACGUUAUGCUGAUCGUGCUAAAAGAAUUAUUAAUCAUGCUGUUGUUAAUGAAGAUCCAAAUGCACGUAUUAUACGUGAACUUAGACAAGAAGUUGAAACACUUAAAGAAAUGUUAUUACAUGCUACUGGACAUGGUUCUGUUGUUGGACAACAACGUACUGAUAUUACUGAAAAAUUAUCUGAGUCUGAAAAAUUAAUGAAAGAAAUGUCACAAACAUGGGAAGAAAAAUUAGUUAAAACAGAAAGAUUACAACAUGAAAGACAGCAUGCACUUGAAAAAAUGGGUAUUAGUGUACAAGCAAGUGGUAUACAAGUUGAAAAAAAUAAAUAUUAUUUAGUUAAUUUAAAUGAUGAUCCAAGUUUAAAUGAAUUAUUAGUUUAUUAUUUAAAAGAAAAAACACUUGUUGGUGGACGUUCAGCAACAACUGAACAAGAUAUACAAUUACAUGGUCUUGGUAUAUUACCAGAACAUUGUGUUAUUACAAUUGAAGAUAGUGGUCUUUAUAUGACACCACAAAAUGGUGCAAGAUGUUUUAUAAAUGGUAGUCAAGUUAUUAAUAAAACAAUAUUAUUACAUGGUGAUAGAAUUGUAUGGGGUAAUCAUCAUUUUUUUCGUGUUAAUUGUCCACGUAGUUCAACAUCAAUUAAUAGUGAACCACAAACACCAGCACAAAAUAUUGAUUAUAAUUUUGCACGUGAAGAAUUAAUGCUCAAUGAAUUAUCAAAUGAUCCAAUACAACGAGCAAUUGCAAGACUUGAAAAACAACAUGAAGAAGAUAAACAAGUUGCAUUAGAAAAACAAAGAUUAGAAUAUGAAAGACAAUUUCAACAAUUACGAAAUAUUUUAUCACCAUCAACACCAUAUUCACCAUAUUUACCAUAUGAUCCAUUGAGAGGUAGUCAAACUGGUAAAUUACCAGCAUGUACACCAACAACACAAAUGAGAGUUGAAAAAUGGGCACAAGAAAGAGAUGAAACAUUUAAAAGAAGUUUGGGACAACUAAAAACUGAUAUAUUAAAAGCAAAUUCACUUGUACAAGAAGCUAAUUUUCUUGCUGAAGAAAUGGAUAAACAAACUAAAUUUUCUGUUACUCUACAAAUACCACCAAAUAAUUUGAGCCCAAAUAGAAAGAGUGUAUUUUUUCAGCGUGGUGCAUUUGUCAGUGAGCCAGCAAUACUAGUUAAACGUACAACAAUGGGUAGUCAAGUAUGGACAAUGGAAAAAUUAGAAAAUAAAUUAGUUGAUAUGCGUGAAAUGUAUGAUGAACGUAAAGAUCCAUCAAAUUGUCAACGUUUACCAACAAUAAAAGAUGAAUUACCAGGAAAAAUACAAGAUCCAUUUUAUGAAUCACAAGAAAAUCAUAAUUUAAUUGGUGUUGCAAAUAUAUUUCUUGAAGUAUUAUAUCAUGAUGUUAGACUUGAUUAUCAUACACCAAUAAUAAGCCAACAGGGUGAAGUUGCUGGACGACUUCAAGUUGAAAUAAGUCGUAUUAAAGGACAAUUUCCACAAGAUAGAAUAUGUGAAGCAGCAUCUGAAUCAUCAUCAUCAUCAUCAUCAUCUUCAUCAUCAUCAAGUUGUGAUUCAACAGAAGAUUAUUCUGGUUCAAGUCAUAUAACAUGUGCUGUUACAAUAAAACAAGCAAGUGGUUUACCAUUAUCAUUGAGUCAUUUUGUAUUUUGUCAAUAUAAUUUUUGGGGACAUCCAGAACCAAUAGUUGUACCACCAAUUGUUAAUUCUGAAUUACCAAUAAACAAUAUACCAAUUGGACAACGUGAUUCACUUGCAUUUAAAUUUAAUCAUACUAAAGAAUUUACAAUACCAAUUAAUGAAGAAUUUUUAGAGCAUUGUUCAGAGGGUGCAUUGAGUAUUGAAGUAUGGGGUCAUAGAUCAACUGGUUUUUCACGUAGUCGUCCUGGUUGGGAAGUUGAACAACAACAAUUAGCUAAAGCACGUUCAUUAGCUGAUCGUUGGUUAGAAUUAUCACGUAAAAUUGAAUUAUGGGUUGAAAUACAAGAAUUAAAUGAACAAGGUGAAUAUUCACCAGUUGAAGUUGCCAUUAAACCAGAUAUACAAACUGGUGGUAUAUAUCAAUUACGUCAAGGACAACAAAGACGUAUACAAGUACGUGUUAAACCAGUACAAAAUUCUGGUACAUUACCAAUAAUAUGUCAAUCAAUAUUAAAUAUACAAGUUGGUUCAGUUGCAAUUAGAAAUCGUUUACAAGCACCACUUGAUAGUUAUCAAGAUGAAGAUUUAAAUGUACUUAGAGAAAAAUGGAGUGAUGCAUUAGUUAGAAGACGUCAAUAUCUUGAUCAACAAAUACAAAAAUUAAUAAAUAAAACAGAUAAAAGUGAACAAGAUAAUGAAAGAGAACAAAGUUUAGUUGAUCAAUGGGUUAGUUUAACUGAAGAAAGAAAUGCUGUAUUAGUACCAGCUGCUGGUUCUGGUAUACCAGGUGCACCAGCUGAUUGGUUACCACCAUCUGGUAUGGAAAAUCAUAUGCCAGUAUUAUUUCUUGAUUUAAAUGCUGAUGAUUUAUCAACACAUCAAUCUGGUGAAGAAGUAUCAGUUACUGGUUUAAAUUCAAUAUUAUCUAAAGAAUUUGGUAAUCAAUUUGAUAAUUUAUCAAUAAUACGACAUUUAGAAAAAGAUGUAUGUGCUAUUGCAACAUGGGAUUCAAGUAUACAUGAUAAUUUACAUUUAAAUAAAAUAACUGAUCCAAAUGAAAGAGUUUAUUUAAUAUUAAAAACAACUGUUAGAUUAUCACAUCCAGCACCAAUGGAUCUUGUUCUUAGAAAAAGACUUGCAUUAAAUAUUUAUAAAAGACAAAGUAUAACUGAUCGUAUAUUUAAAAGAAUUGUUAGAUUUGAUUGUUUAACACAAACUGGUGUUACAUAUGAAGUUGUAUCAAAUAUACCAAAAGCCAGUGAAGAACUUGAAGAUAGAGAAAGUUUAGCACAAAUUGCUGCUAGUGGUGAAGACAAUAGUCUUUGUGAUGGUGAAACAUAUAUUGAAAAAUAUACACGUGGAGUAUCUGCUGUUGAAAGUAUAUUAACACUUGAUAGACUGAGACAAAGUGUUGCUGUUAAAGAAUUACUUCAAGCACGUGGACAACCACUUAUGCGAAAAACAGCAAGUGUACCAAAUUUCUCACAGAUUAUGAGGUUCGAAAAUACAUCAAUGGAUUCACUGACAGUAACACGAUCAGAGAGUGUGACAGAUUUGAAUUCCGAACUAAACGGUGCACCUCAUCCUCGACGUGCUUCACUUGGUGGUCAUGCCAGGAACGAUGACAACUUUUUAAAUACACCAUCAAAACCAUUUGGACUUGGCUCCAUUCUCAAUUCAGCGAGACCAACAUUUUUGAAUCUCAUUCCGAACAACUCACUGACUCGUGUGCAACAGUCCACCUCUUCCAAGUCAUCACCAAAUAUGGGUGGUAAAUUGGGACUUAGAAUGACAACUUUACAUGAAGAAACAUCAAAUAUUGGUAAUCAAUUAUCAUCACCAAUAAAUGAUGCUGAUGAUGAGGAUAAAAGUGAAGCUGAUUAUUCAGAAUAUGAAUCUUAUCAGGUAUCAACAAAGCCAUGUAAACCAUUAACAACAUCUCGUACAUUGGAUUCAUUGGCUGAACUUCAAUCAACAAAAAUCAAUACACCAAGUAUGAGCAGUAGUGGCUAUGGCUCACAAGCAGUAUCAACAACAAAUUUAACAUCUGAUGAUUCAAUAUCAAUAAAAUCAAUAAGUGUUGAUGAAACACCAGAUUUAGAAUAUCGUAAUAUAAUUGAUUAUAAAAAAAAUGAAAAAAUGGAUUCAUCACUUGUUACAGAAACACCUGAAGAAUAUUUAGGUGAAAUAAAUACUGAUAUUGAUAAUAUCAAUGAAAUACCACAGACAUUUAAUAAUAUAAAAAUUGAUAAAAAUAAAAUUUCAAAAACAAUAAUACAUGAUAAUAAUAUAAAUGAUUAUAAUAAUAAAAAUACUCAUAAAAUUAAUGAUAAUAAUAUUGAUAAUAAUACAUUAUCAAUUGAAGAUUCAAGUCAAGCAUCAAAUUCUGGUGAUGAAAAUUCAUCAAUGGAUGGUAAUACAAUUAUUGAUAAAAAAUUAAUAAAUGAUAAAAUUGUACGUAGACGUAAACUAUCAAAUAACCAAGGAAAAAAUUUAAAUUCACAAAAUAGAGCAUCAUUUCCAAUGAUACGUACAAAUUUAAUAACAGAUAAUAAAUUAUUGGAUCAUAAUCAAUUACAAAGUGAUGAAAAUUAUGAUAAUGGUAAUAAUAGUUCAACAGAAAGAAUUGAUGAUGAUAAUGUUGAUAAAUUUUCUGUAUUUGGAUCAAGAAAUGAUUUAACAAGAGUUGAAUCACCAUUACCUGAUUGGGUUGUAUUGGGUGAAUCUGUUAUGGUACGUCCAUACAGUUAUUGUGGUGUUAUUGCAUAUAUUGGACCAACUGAAUUUGCAUCUGGUAGUUGGAUUGGUAUUGAACUUGAUGCACCAACUGGAAAAAAUGAUGGUGCUGUUAAUGGACACAGAUAUUUUACAUGUCGAUCAAAAUGUGGUAUAUUUGUUAAAGUUGAUAAACUUAUACAAGACAGACGUGGUAGAGCACUUAGAAAUUUUACCAAGCAAGAACAAACACCACCACCACCAUCAUCAACAAUGCGCAGGAGUGUUAGCAGAGGUGAAGGCUUGCACUCGUUACAUCGUAGUCGAAGUCGAGGUGAAGGUCUCUCAACAACUGGUACACGUUCUUCACCACGUGGUAAAUGAGUAUAUUAUCAAAAAUUUUAACUAAUAAAUGCCAAAAAUGCAUUUUUUUAAAGAGUGAAAAAAAAAAACAAAAGGAUUAAAUUAAAUAAAAAUUUUAAGACGAGGUAGUAAUGCUGAUUUAUCAAGACUAAAACAGCUGAUUGUCUAUUAUUUUUAAUUUAAAUAGUAUCAUUAAAAUAACUGCAAAGUGAAAAAUGAAAAAUAAAUUAUUCAAUAUUUAGAAAUUUGAUUGACAGUUAAUUAAUGAUAUUUAAAUAAUUAAUAUUAUCUGUGCUCACAUUUUAGAUUUUAGUUAAUUGAGCAUUGUUUUUUAGUAGUAAAAUGAAAGAAAAAAAAAAAAAAACAAAUAAAACUCAAUCAACUCUAAAGCAUUCCAUUUAUAUCAAAUGGCAUUUUUUUUUUUUAAUUUUAUUAAUUUAUAAUUUAAUUUUUUGUGCAUUUUAAUGAAAAAACAAAAAUAAUAAUCAUUGAAUAAAUGAAUAAUACAAAUUUGUAGUAUAUUAAUUAUACAUUAAUAAUGAAAAAAUAUAAAAAUUAAAUAUAUAUACGAUUCACACGUAUAUUUUUUCAAAGUGCACACUUUCCAAAUUGCUUAAAUGCAAUUUUCAGAAUAAGGGAAAAAUGUGAUGCACAAUAUUAUCAUUAUUAUUUUUUUAAUUAAAUAAAUAAAAAAUGAAAAAAAAAAAAAACAAUAAGAAAACAUAUUCACAGUUAUUAAUAUUCACUACAUAAAAAUAAUUAUCAAUGACAAUUUUUAUCUACAAUAUUUUGUGGAUUAUUUAAAUUUUAUUUACAUGUAUACAUUUUGUUUGAUAUUGUAUUAUUUACAUUUUUUAAAAACCAUUACUUAGAUUAAUUAUCAUUUGUUUUUAUUUUUUUUAUUGUAAUAUACAUAUUUACUGAUAUCAUUUUAUUUUUUUUAUGUUACUACAUGAGUAUGUGAAUAUAAAAACACUAAUAAAAUUAAAAACCAUAAAUCAAUUUUAAAAAUAUAAAAUUAAUAAAAUAUGCCUACUAAAAACGUGUAUGAAAUUUUACUCUUUAGCAUUAAUUAUUGCAGAAAUAAAAAAAAAAAGAGUUAAUAAUAGUUGAAAGAAUUAAAUUAAACAAAAAAAUAAUUAAACUAAAUGGCAAUUUGUGUUUAAUUAUUCCAGUGAUUAAAGUGCAGUAGGUAUGCAAUACUAGAUUAAUCAUAAAAUGUAAUAAUUAUUAUUUAAAUAAAUUUAAAAAAAUUUGCUUCAAUGUGUAUCACUUGCAUAUAUGCAUAAACUAUAAUAAUUAAUUAAUUAUAAAUGUUUAAGAUAAUAAAAUUCAAAAGAAAAAAAAAUAAAAACAAAAAACAAUUAUUAUUAUAAUUCAAUCAAUUGUAAAUUAAUUUUUAUUAUCAUUUGUUUUAUUUUAUGUUUUUUGGAUGACCAAAAAAACUAGUCUUUUUAAAAAUCAUUAUUAACAAUAAAUAAUAAUAAUUAAAUAAUAACAAAAAAUAAAUUACAGACGCAACAAAUUGUUCAUAAUUUAAUUGAAGCUAAAUCAAAUUUUCAAUGUUUAUAUAUAAUUUUUUUUUGUUUUUCUUUUCGUUUAAAUUUUAAGUACUUCCACGAGUGUGUGUAUGUGUAUGCGUAUAUGUAUGUGUAUGUGUGUGUGUAAAAACAAGCAAAAAUGAAUUGAAAAAAAAAAAAAAAAAAAAAAGAAAAUAUUAAAAAGCGUAAAAAAUAUGAACAAAAAAGAAAUUUAAAUAAUUGACUUACAAAUUAACAUUAAAAAUUUACAAAAACAAAAUUAAUUUGUCCAUAUUUUAAACAAAAAAAUCAACAAUAACAACAACAACAAAAAAAGUAAACUAUUCCUGUCCAACUAGAACAAUAUUAUCAUUAAAGACUAUAAUUAUUAUGUGUAAUAUUUAUUGAAUAAUAAUUAAUGAAUAUUGUCUUGAUCGCAGCACCAUUUGCCUAGCUAAUUGAUAUAUUAUUUUCUUUUUUAUUUCAUAAAUAUAUUUUGAAUUGUUUAUUGGCAAUGGAAUAAAUGUUGCAGCUUAUCAAGACUUGUCCAUUAUUUUUUUUUUUUUUUUUGGUAAUAGAUUGUUGAAAGUUGA